AUGGCAGGUAUGGACAUUGUGAAUGACGGCAAAGGUGAUUUCAUAGUUCCAACCAAGACGGGUGAUGAUGGAAUCGGUUCCAGUUCGCGUUCGGGUGGUUCCAUCUCCAUGAAUUCGUUUGAUGAAGAUGAGGAGGUCCUCCUUUCGACGAGUCAACGAAGCGGUGGCAUCUUUCGCAGCAGCAAUCACUCCAUCAGCAGAAGCAAACGGAGUAAUCGGUCGACUAGCAUCACGAAUCAGACGGGAAACAAAAUGAGAGAUUCCUUUCAUUCUAUGAAAGUCAUGCUCACACCCAAAAAGAAGCGCCCCGCAAAGACGCAUGUGAUUGUAUUGGACGAUGAUGCCUCCAUGAAUUCUUCCUUAAACUCGUCCGACGACGACGCCGACGACGAUGAGGACGACGAAGAAGGUGAUAAUGACAAAGAUGAAUUUGCAAACGAUGAUGACGGAAUGAUGAUGAUGAUGAUGAGUGAUCAUGGACCGCAACCAUUUAGCAACAUAUUUGGCCGACGAGGAUCCUUGGACCCAGCUUCAUUGGCACAACCACCACAGCAACCAGACUUUGGCUGUAUGCAAUUUGAAGCCGCCUUGGAAAUGUCCAUACGAUCCAACGACUAUUAUAAUGAAUCCUUUUCCAAUCAAUCAGGCCUUACGACGGAAACGAAUUCCCAAACGACGAAUACUACCGCCAAUACACUCUCUCAAACACCUAGUAUAUUAUUGGAAGCGGCCCUAGGACAAAUUGAAGGUACUUCCAUCAUUCAGAGCAAAUCUGAGGAAUCGAAAUCGAUAUCCAUGCAUUCCGAACCAAAUCACCGAUGGUCUGCGGAUGGUCAAGACGAAGACGGAAUUAAGUCAGUGCAAACAUCACGUAGACGACCAAGGCCGGGAGCCAAAAAGAAAAAGUCCUCCAGGAACAUUAAUGGGAGCACGCACACGAGCAGUUCGUCGAGAAAGUCCAAACCCAAGAAAUCCCUUUCGGCGGCAGCGGCAUCAUCAUCAUCAUCUGCUGCUGCUGGUGCUGCUGCUACCAAAAGUAGCAAGUCCACCAAUGGCAAACCAAAGAAAUCAGUCUCCAAUGCGUCAGUCAGCACCAAAAAGAGCAAAAGUAGCUUGUCCUUCAAGGCACCCAAGAAAUCGAAUUCGGCUCCUUUGCAAAAGGUGGAUGGUGAUGAUCAUGACAAUCGCGAAAAGGCAGCACCAGCACCAGCCCCAGUAGUGAAGAUGAAAAAGGCAAAAUCCAAAAAAAAGCUCAUUGUGGAAGUAGGUGAUGGUGAUAACGCAUCCACCAAGACCAAAAAGAAGAAAAAGAAAAAGAAAUUGGAGGGUACUAGUACCACGAAUGAUGAUGAUAAUGAUGAUGAUGAUGCCACAUCCAAGGCAUCGACGAAAAAGAAAAAGCGAGCCACCAGUAAGAUGGAUAAAAAGGACAAGAAGUCUAAAAGCAAAAGGUCAUUGGUCAAACAAGGAGACAAAGAAGAGGAAACGACCGAACCAACAGUAAAGGAGGAAGGCGGGGGUGAUUAA
Molecule: messenger RNA, 1527 nt
Organism: Cylindrotheca closterium
Lineage: Eukaryota; Bacillariophyta; Bacillariophyceae; Bacillariales; Bacillariaceae
Source: the annotation of a GenBank genome assembly